GCAGCCUCGGCCCGGCUCAGGGAGCUCGGAGCGAUGGAAGCGAGUCCCAUCGUGACGUCCAAGCAGCGAGAGGAGGUGGUACACGGGGUCCCGACGGAGGUGGUGUGUACAGCGUUCUCCAACUCGGUCCUCGUGGUAGUCACACAGUACGGCAAAAUGGGAACAAUCGUUUAUGUGGACCCCAACACAAUCGCUGACAACGUGGGCAGGCCCUCCCUCACCACAAAGGUGCUCCUGGGCAAGGAUGAGCCCCUGGUUCAUGUUUGUGCCAGAAACCUGGUGGCGUUUGUCUCUCAGGAAGCUGGGAACAAACCUGUUCUUCUCGCCAUGGCUUUGAAAGACAAGACCAUGGAAGGAAUACAGGCUCUACGGGAAGUGAUCCGAAGUUGCCAAGUGUGGUGAAGUUGUGCCAUCUGGAUUCAAGGAAAUGAUCUUGAGUCCAUGACUCAUCACCACUUAUUUGAAAGGACCCAAAAUGAAAAUGAUGGAAUGCCUUUGUGCUGGUUUUGGAUGUACUGAGGAAUGUCAUGAAUUUUUCUCUGCUGUGUAGAACAUUUGUGGGUUUUGUUACCAUGGCAGGUUUGCAGUCCAUAUAGUCAGUGAUGAGACGAGAACAAUUGUCUCAACAUGCAAGAGCAGGAGUAUUUUUACCACAUUGGGUGGGAUGUAUGUUUGGGAAAUGGCCUGGCUCUGCAUUUGUGUCCUGAGGAGCAACAGAUGCCAAGCUCUGUAACUGAGCUGUACCGCAAAGGGGGAACACCCAGUGCAGGAGAAUAAAAGAA
Indicator indicator is the source of this 782-nucleotide messenger RNA. It is a transcript of the gene PSMG3, whose product is annotated as proteasome assembly chaperone 3. The coding region runs from base 34 to 402 and encodes 122 amino acids. The record is from RefSeq and is a predicted model, not a curated record. The transcript is spliced from 3 exons. Gene Ontology annotation, biological process: proteasome assembly. Lineage: Eukaryota; Metazoa; Chordata; Aves; Piciformes; Indicatoridae.